This is a messenger RNA of Drosophila hydei, 1958 nucleotides long. It is a transcript of the gene eIF2D, whose product is annotated as eukaryotic translation initiation factor 2D. Gene Ontology annotation, molecular function: RNA binding; translation initiation factor activity. The record is from RefSeq and is a predicted model, not a curated record. Lineage: Eukaryota; Metazoa; Arthropoda; Insecta; Diptera; Drosophilidae. The transcript is spliced from 2 exons. Gene Ontology annotation, biological process: formation of translation preinitiation complex; translational initiation. The coding region runs from base 142 to 1842 and encodes 566 amino acids.
UUUUUUAACUGCUUUUGACAAUCACGAAUCAGCUGUUUUUUGCUCUGCAGGCAAAAGCGUGCGUCUAUUGUGAACGACUGUUAGUUUCUAUUUAUUUUGAUUGUUUAGUUUACGUACGCAAAUUGUUCGUAAGCCCCGGUCAUGUUUUUAAAACCCUACAGAUUGAAGAGCAGUGCCGCUCUCAAAGGCUCAGAAGCCAAGAAAUUGCGGGCCCGCCUCGAAUUGGCUUUUCCCCAUGUGCCGGCAGAAAAUUUGAUACCGGCAAAGGCGAAUGUGACGCAGCUGAAAAUUCUCACACAUGGCGGCCAGCCAAGCAUGAUCUACUGUGUGGACAAACAGCCGAUGUUCUUCGAGCUGGAUGGCGGGCAGCUGGUGCCCACACUCUACACAUUGUGGGCAACGCCCGACAUACUGCCCUAUUUCAGCACGCACGAGGGUGUGCUGCCGAAGUUAUCGAAUGGAGCGGAUUUGAUGCUGCCCGGCGUGGUGCCCCUUGGCGUUGGACUGAACAUGUACGGGCAUUUCAAGAAGGAUCAGCUGAUGGCAGUUAAUUUGACAAACAAUAGCUCAGCUGUGGGCGUGGGUCAAUUGGCGCGUUCCAGCGAUGAUUUAUACAUGUGUGGGGGCCAUGGCGUGGCUGUUAAAAUGCUGCACAUGUUCGGUGAUAAGCUGUGGGCACACGAACCCAGUAUGUUGCAGCAAAUACCGCUGAAUAAGACGAAACCUCUGUCGAGUGAGGACUUUCCAGUCUUGGGUGGCCAGGAUCAUCAGCGCAAAGCGACAAAAGCUCCACAAAUCGAACAGGAACCUGCAUUCAUAUCACAAGCAAUAGAACCAGUUGAAUUGGAGUCCACCACAGCUGCCUUAUCGCUGGAUGAGAUUAGUGAAACUGCAGCCGUUGCUGCAACCUCAUCCUCUGAUGAAGCCACGCCGGAAACUUUGCUUAAAAAUGCAUUCUUGGCUGCGCUUAAGAACAAUGGCAAGAAGCUGCCGCUACCCCUAUUAACGAGCAACUUUUUUAGGCUUUACGUGGUGACCGAAGCCGCUGAGCAAAUUGAUCUAAAGAAGACGCGCUACAAGAAGCUGUCCAAUUUCUUGGCAGAGAUGGUCGAUCAGGGCUUUAUAGUAGUGCGUGAGGAGACGAAAGGCGUAGACAAGAUAAUCUCUGUUGAUCUGGAGCAUCCAGAACUGGUAAACUUUAUAACCGAUGUGAAGACAGGCGAUGGCAGCGGCGCAGCUGCAGAAACACCCCUAUUCCACUCGGAACUGAGAGAGAUGUAUAUUGUUUCUGAUGUAACCGCCGCAUUUUUUACAAAGAUGAACUACAAACGAGGCGAGGGCAUUCCCGUGGGCCAGGUCAAGAAGAUUGUGCGCGAGUAUGUGAGCAAACAUGGUCUUAGCAAUCCGCAGACAAAGCUGGUGCAUCCCGAUGCUGUGCUCCAGGAGCUGUGCGGCAAUCGUGAAGGUACACUGAGCGAAAUAACCUCCAUUAUUACGAGUAAAAUGGAGCAUUCCUAUCAAAUGUGCAGCGGCAAGGACACCAGCGGCAAGCCACAAAUACAAAUGUCCCUGGCCACAAGGUCGGGCAACAAAAAAGUGACCCUGGUGAGUAACAUCGAAGCCUACGGCAUCAUCAUGGCCGAGCUAAUAAAGCUGUGCAAACAAGGAGCUGCCGCCAGCACGAGCAUCGUCAAGCUGCCGCACCAGAAGCAUGAGCAGCUGCAGGUGCAGGGUAAUCAAAUUCGCUUUAUCUACACGUUACUCACGGAGACCUACAAGGUGCCCCCCAAGUGCAUAUUGGGCCUGGAACUAGCUAAAGAUGGCAAGAAGAAACGCAAGUGAUCUAAUCAGCUACGGAAAUGAAUGUAAUAAAACCCAGAUUUGACCUUUGGCUUGUGUUAUAAUAAAUUAUUUAUUAACUGUACUGGGAAGUGGGGAUGAACCGAUUAGUGCUACAA